AUGGCUCACAUUAUGCCCGCGCAGGUUUCCUUACAAACCGAGGUUUCCCCGCUUCCCUUAUCAAGUUCAAUCGCCAACCUUAUACGCACUCGGUCGGCACGACGUUCCAGUCUCAACGCCGUCGAGGAACAAUUCCCUAAACAAAGCCGUCGCGGCUCUUUCCUGAGAAAGCUGGCGGGCCCACGUGAAAACGCGAAGCGAUUCCUUCGCCUGCGGUCAUCCGGAGUUUCGGCACCCGCUCCCCCGCAAUUGCAAUCAAAACCCCCACGCCGUCGCACCGCUCGGCCUGUAUCGGAAAUCAUCCUUUCUCCAAGAAUUGACUCAAUCCACCCCGACGACGAAAUACUGCCCGAUAUCAUGGCCGAUGUUUUACCCCGAGCCGUGGCCGAGCAGCCCAACACCGCCCCCGAGCUAUCCACUCCGUUCCCUCCCUUGCGGAAUGAGAAGAUCAUUGCGACUGGAAGUGGUCUGACAUUGGGUAUCGCCCUCACCGAGCCCGUGUUGUAUCUUCAGGGCUACGAUCAACAUGAUCCAAGUUCCAAGAAGUCAGCUAUCUUGCGAGGUCAAAUACAUCUCAAGGUGACCAAAUGUGUCAAAAUCAAGAAGAUCUCAAUCUGUUUUAGAGGUCACGCGCAAACGGACUGGCCAGAUGGUAUCCCACCAAAGAAAGUUCAUUUCCACGAUAAGAAAGAUCUCUGUACUCAUGGUGUCGUCUACUUCAACCAUGGAGAUACUGCGCUCAUGCAAAACGACUAUGGUGCGCACUAUUACCAGCACGCUAAGCCCGUUUCACCUGUACCCGGCAAGGAUGCAGUGAUAGCCACAAGUCGAGAACUCUUCUCCAAAAGUGGCUCCACCAACUCGCUCGGCACUAGUAUCGCUUCCCGAGACCCCAGGCGUCUGUCUAUACCCACCGCCCGUGGACACUCCCGAAGUUUCAGCCGGCAGGAGCCGCCCACCAGCUCUCAAACCCAACAGCAGCGGAAUUACCGCAUGUUCCCCGUAGGCGACUACCUUUACAGCUUCGAAUUCCCAAUCGAUGGCUCACUACCCGAAACAAUCAAAACCGAUCUUGGCUCCGUCAGAUAUGACUUGGAAGCCAUCGUGGAACGAUCAGGUGCCUUCCGGCCGAAUCUGCUCGGCACGAUGGAAAUUCCCGUGAUUCGCACCCCGGCCGAGGGCUCCUUGGAGCAAGUCGAACCGAUUGCGAUCUCGAGGAAUUGGGAGGACCAGCUUCAUUACGACAUUGUCAUUUCAGGGAAAUCUUUCCCCCUCGGAUCCCAGAUUCCAAUUGCAUUCAAACUUACCCCGCUUGCAAAGGUCGAAUGCCACCGUAUCAAAGUUUACGUGACGGAAAACAUUCAACAUUGGACGGCAGAUAAGAGUGUACAUCGUUUGCAACCGGCCAAGAAAGUGCUCCUUUUCGAGAAACGAGCCGAGUCGGCUAGCACGAGUACUUAUCCUGGCAGCUCAAUGCGAAUCACGGCGGGCGGUGGUAUCGAUUGGGACCAUCGUGCCGCAGCGGCGCGCGGUGAGGAGAUUGUGGAACGGGGCCGGACGAAUUUGCUUGGAAACCUGGCUAAUGAUUCCGGAGUCGGUCCAACGGAGAUGGAGUUCAGCGUGCAACUCCCAAGUUGUCAUGAGAUGAGGGGUCGGGACGAGGGCCAGCGGUUGCACUUUGACACUACCUAUGAGAAUAUCCAGAUCAAUCACUGGAUCAAGAUUGUCCUCCGACUCUCCAAGAUCGACGAGAGAGACCCGACAAAACGUCGGCACUUUGAGAUCUCCAUCGAUUCCCCGUUCCACAUUCUCUCCUGCAAAGCGACGCAAGCAAACAUCUACCUUCCGGCAUAUUCCACGCCGGCCAGCGACCCAGACCCGCCGGCACAAGAGCAAGAGUGUGGCUGCCCUGGUGCGCCCCUAGCUGCGAGGGAAUACUCCCUCGCACAAUCGAGCUCCGACCGGGAGGAUUCUACAACGAACCUCAACCGCCGGGAUUCUCUCCGUGCCGUGUCGCGAAGCUUCACAAAUGGGUCUGGUGGUCUGGCCCGUCCGGCCCCUGCCCACCUGGCGCACGAUGCGCCCGCUCGGGAUGUCCCCCGUCCGAUGCAUCUUCUUAGAACCCCAUCCUUUGCCCCUCCUGCCUUCGAAGAUUACACCACCAUUGUGGGCAAUGGUGAUCGGGAAUCUGUACUAGAAGAUUACUUCUCUCGACUCUCUUUCUACGAGGAUGGGGACGAUGAUCGGGGUCUCGGACGCGUGGACGUCCCCUUGACCCCGGGAGGCCGCGUCAAUCGCAGUAUGGAUGUACCCCGUGAGUGGGUACGCUUGGAUGACUUUACCGCUUCAUGA
Penicillium verhagenii is the source of this 2352-nucleotide messenger RNA. Its product is annotated as arrestin family protein. Gene Ontology annotation, cellular component: cytosol; cytoplasm. NCBI's taxonomy places the organism in Eukaryota, Fungi, Ascomycota, Eurotiomycetes, Eurotiales, Aspergillaceae. The transcript is spliced from 4 exons. The coding region runs from base 1 to 2352 and encodes 783 amino acids. Gene Ontology annotation, molecular function: protein-macromolecule adaptor activity; ubiquitin protein ligase binding. The record is from RefSeq and is a predicted model, not a curated record. Gene Ontology annotation, biological process: ubiquitin-dependent endocytosis.